Vitis riparia (riverbank grape) is the source of this 1523-nucleotide messenger RNA. Its product is annotated as primase homolog protein-like. Lineage: Eukaryota; Viridiplantae; Streptophyta; Magnoliopsida; Vitales; Vitaceae. The record is from RefSeq and is a predicted model, not a curated record. Gene Ontology annotation, molecular function: single-stranded DNA binding; 5'-3' DNA helicase activity. The transcript has 14 exons. The coding region runs from base 148 to 1311 and encodes 387 amino acids.
AAAAUCAAAGAUAUCUUUAGCUGCUGUGGUAGAAUCUCUCAGCCCUCCCCACCGUCCAGAAUUUCCACCACCACCGCUCCUCUGAGCUCUGUUACAUGACACGCCUCAGCCCAUAUCCAUUGGUGUUUGGGAGUUGAAAUAAAAAGAAUGCCUCAACUGCUGGCAGCACUACUGCCCUCCAAACAAUGGCUCAAAUCCACAUUUUGGCUCCAGCAUUUCCUCUCUUUCGCCUCUCCUCCCAAGCCCGUCUUUCUUUUUCAAUCAACUUCUUCUGGGUUUCGAUUCAACUCAUAUGCUGCCAACAGGAGGCUCUCCACAAUCCCGGUUCGUUUGGACCAACCAGAAGAUGGAAGCAGUGAUUUGGACAAGUUGAGGGUGUUGAGACAGAAAAUUGAGGUUUCUGGGAUUACCUUGGAUGAUUCUUGUGUGCCAGGACGGUACCAUCACUUGAUUUGUCCUAAGUGUAAUGGUGGGCAGUUAAUGGAGAGGAGCUUAUCUCUUCAUAUAACCCAAGACAGGAAUUUUGCAAUGUGGAGAUGUUUUCGCAGCACAUGUGGAUGGGCAGGCCGGGUCUUGCUAGAGAGUAGUGCAGCAUACAGUGAAGUCACCAAUAAUUGGAUGACGGUGGACAGCCUAGGGUUAGAACCUUUGGGUGACAAGCUGAUUGCAUAUUUUGGUGAGCGGAUGAUAUCAGAGAAAACUCUGUAUAGAAAUGCUGUUAUGCAGUUAUCUGGUAACCAGAGUGGGCAACUGAUAAUCAUGAGUGUCAUUGCUUUUACCUAUAGACAAAAUGGACUUCUUGUCGGUUGUAAGUAUCGAAGCAUGGGCAAAAGGUUUUGGCAGGAGAAGGGUACAGAAAAGAUAUUAUAUGGACUUGAUGAUAUACAGGAAGCAAAUGAAAUCAUCAUUGUUGAAGGUGAGUUAGAUAAACUUUCGGUUGAGGAAGCUGGCUUCUGUAAUUGUGUAAGUGUUCCUGGUGGUGCACCACAAAAGGUUUCUGCUAAAGAAUUGCCAUCUUUAGACAAGGACACUGCAUAUCACUAUCUAUGGAACUGCAAAGAAUACUUGGACAAGGCAUCUCGCAUUAUCCUUGCUACUGAUGGUGAUAGUCCUGGCCAAGCAUUGGCUGAAGAGCUCGCUCGCCGCCUAGGAAAAGAAAGAUGUUGGAGAGUAAGUUGGCCAAAGAAAGAAGACUCAAGUUGUUUCAAAGACGCAAAUGAGGUUCUCAAGAAUUUGGGAGCAGACGCUCUGCGAGAAGUUAUUGAAAAUGCAGAGUUAUAUGAGGUAAAUAGCUCGAUACAAGAGAUAUGAGGCAUACACACUUUCUUGUAUUUUUGGAUGAAAAGCAGUUCUUGAUGGUGUUGGCAUAGGAAAAGGCUGUAAAACAGCUUACCGUACAGUAGAGUCAUGGUCAUCAUAUUGACCAUUGAUUCAAAAUGUAUAUUUUUUCCAGACUCCUAUUCAACUUCAACUUCAAAGAAUGCAGUAGUUCUUAUGUGCAUGAGAUUCCUUUUCUCUAGUUA